Molecule: messenger RNA, 4347 nt
Organism: Zingiber officinale
Lineage: Eukaryota; Viridiplantae; Streptophyta; Magnoliopsida; Zingiberales; Zingiberaceae
Exons: 3
Coding region: 1-4347 (1448 amino acids)
Molecular function (GO): nucleic acid binding; zinc ion binding
Source: RefSeq, a predicted model, not a curated record
AUGAGGCGUGGUCGAGCGGGAGCCGGUUAUCGUCGUGGUCCGGGACGACCACGGAAACAACCCAUUGAGGCUGAGGAACCAGAACCAGUGACUCAGGAGGCGGAUUCUUCUAGGGAUCCAACGGAUGUUGAGACGGCUAGUCGGGGACAGACCCAUCAGACUCCUAGGGAUCAGGGACGUCAGCCUCAGGAGAUCCCUUCAGUCAUACCAUCUGGUAGGAAUCGGGAAUUUCAGCCUCAGGGUAUUCCCUCCGGGAUACCAUCAGCAUUUCCUACUCCUGCUACUACUGAUUGGAUGAGGGACAGAGCUCGGAUACCGUUGCUGGCGAGGUCCGUCAAGGACAGAUUUACCUUAUAUUUGGGCGGAGCAGAUCCUUGGGCUGCUCGAAGUUGGUUGAAGAAUGUAGAGAGCACCUUUGAGUACCUGAGUUGCACGGAUGAGGAGAAAGUGGAAUUGGCAGCGUAUCAUCUCCGAGAUCAAGCAGUCACAUGGUGGGACAUGCAGAAGACGAUCUUUGGAGAGCAGCGUAUCACAUGGGCGAUGUUCCGAGACGCGUUUGAGCGGCAAUAUUUCCCAGCGACUUUCUGUCUAGCUCGACGCCAGGAAUUUCUGAAUCUCAAGCAGGGCGACCGGUCAGUGAUGGAGUACAAUGCUGAAUUCUGUAGGUUGGCAGAAUUUUGUCCUCACUUAGUGGCACAAGAUUAUGAUCGUAUGCAGCAGUUCACUCAGGGUCUUGCAGCAUACAUUCGGAUUCGGAUGUCAGGAUUUCCAGGUAGUUCCUAUCGGGAGGUUCUAGAUCGAGCACUAUUCAUAGAGAUGACUCAGCAGCAAGUAAAUCAGGAGAAAGGACAUGAAAAGCAGUCGUCGCAAAAGAGAGGGAAUAGAGGUCAGAGUUCUCGGGCUCCUUCCGGAGGAUCUUCUCGGCCUCAGAAGACUGGGCGAACAUCGGAUGGAGGUUCUCGUCCCCCUCAUCAUGAUCAGAAGAACUUUGGUGGGACCAGGUGUUUUCAAUGUGGGUCCAAGAGUCACACCAGGAAUAGUUGCCCGUUAGAUCAUGCUAUAUGUUUCUACUGUAAACUUCCGGGGCAUGAGAGUCGGGAUUGUACUCUGAAAGCACAGUUGGAGGCUCCUAAAGCUACAUCUCAGGGGGAAUCAUCCUCUCAGUCACGUUCACAGAGGAGAUCGCAGAAGACCCAGAGUGCCCCACGUCAGCAACGACCACAGCCUUCUCAGGGACAGAUAUACCAUGUGCAGGGACAGGAGCCAGCGACUACACAGUAUUCUGCCGCAGCGUUUUCUCAUCAGGCAUUUCCAGCACAGCAGGAUUUUCAUCCACAUCAGCCUUACUCAGCAUAUCAGCAGCAGCCUCAGUCUCAGUAUCAGCAGCCGGUUCCCACACCUAAGAUGCCAGCGCAGGCCACUUCAGGGAUACCACAGUCGAGCUCAGAGGUGGGUCGUGUUUAUGCCGUUACACGGGAGGAGGCGCAGCGAGCUGAGGGAUCGGUUUUCCGAGGUACUAUUUCAGUUUAUACAUUUACGGCAGAUUUAUUGAUAGAUACUGGUAGUUCCCAUUCAUUCAUAUCUCGAGUAUUUCUGGGUAAAAUCGGGAGAUUGCCUAGUCGUCGGACACACGGGCUGACAGUAUCUCUACCAUCUGGCGAGGUACUAAGUAUUAGUCUGGAAGUCAAAGGAUGUCCUUUAGACUUCAAUGGUCAGACUAUUAUGGUGGAUCUGCAGGUAUUGGAGAUGGUGGAAUUUGACAUUAUUUUGGGCAUGGAUUGGCUGGCCAUGAACCAUGCCACAGUUGACUGCAGAGCAAGAGUAGUCACAUUCCGACCUCCCGGUUUACCAUCGUGGUCAUUCAUCGGAACCGGGGGUGAUGGGAUAUCAGUCAUAUCGGCAAUGCAAGCGAGAAGAUUGCUGUCGCAGGGUUGUCGGGGAUAUUUGCUAUCUAUGGUUAAAGCUGAUACAGAUGCAUUACCACGACUCUCGGACGUUCCUAUUGUUCGAGAAUUUUCAGAUGUAUUCCCUGACGAACUCCCCGGUUUGCCUCCUAAAAGGCAAGUCGAGUUUACAAUUGAGUUGGUUCCGGGAACCGCUCCGGUAUCCAAGACCCCUUAUCGCAUGGCACCAAAGGAGUUAGAGGAGCUGAAGGUUCAGUUACAGGAGCUGUUGGACAGAGGAUUUAUCCGUCCCAGUGUUUCUCCGUGGGGAGCACCAGUACUCUUCGUUAAGAAGAAAGACGGAUCACUGAGACUAUGUAUUGAUUACCGACAAUUGAAUGCGGUCACUAUCAAGAACAAAUAUCCGCUGCCACGUAUAGAAGAUUUAUUUGAUCAGCUGAAGGAUACCUGUGUAUAUUCAAAGAUUGACUUGCGCUCAGGCUAUCAUCAGCUCAGGGUUGGAGAUGCGGAUAUUCCGAAGACAGCAUUUCGCACUCGUUAUGGUCAUUACGAGUUCUUGGUAAUGCCAUUUGGGCUUACCAAUGCCCCAGCAGUGUUUAUGGAUCUGAUGAACAGAGUGUUCCUGGAGUACUUAGAUCGGUUCGUCAUUGUGUUCAUUGACGAUAUUCUGAUAUAUUCACGAUCUGAGGAGGAGCACAUGCGACAUCUUCGCAUAGUUUUGGAGACGCUUCGGCGAGAACACCUCUAUGCGAAGUUUAGUAAAUGCGCCUUUUGGCUACCUUCGGUGGGUUUUCUUGGACAUGUUGUCUCCAGCAGAGGUAUAUCUGUGGAUCCACAGAAGAUUGAGGCCAUCACUGGUUGGGAGCAGCCGAAGACCGUACAGGAGAUUCGUAGCUUUUUGGGAUUAGCUGGGUAUUAUCGGAGAUUUGUUGAGGGCUUUUCCAGCAUAGCCUUACCAUUGACUCGAUUGACCCGGAAGGGAGAGAAGUUUAACUGGACAGAAUCUUGUGAGCAGAGCUUCCAGGAGCUCAAACGGAGACUUGUUACUGCACCAGUGUUAGUACUUCCUUCUGGCGUGGAUGGAUUUGUACUUUUCACGGAUGCAUCAUAUCAGGGGCUGGGUGCCGUACUUAUGCAGCGCGAUCGUGUGGUGUCAUAUGCCUCACGUCAGCUGAAGGAUCAUGAGAGGAACUAUCCAGUCCACGAUUUGGAGUUGGCAGCUAUCAUCUUCGCACUGAAGAUUUGGCGACAUCAUUUAUAUGGGAUGACCUUUGAGAUUUAUACUGAUCAUAAAACCAACGUGGUGGCUGAUGCUUUGAGCAGGAAAUCCCGUGGAGUUUUGGCUUGUCACCGAGUGAUGGUUACAGAGUUGAUACAGAACUUCUCUGAGUUGGGGUUGAUGGAGCAAGCACAGACAGAGCGAGGCUUGCUAGUCACCAUGGUUGCUCAGUCACCUAUAGUGGAGCGUAUCAAAGAGGCUCAGGCUACAGAUCAGCAUCUGCAGUUUUUACGUAGCAGAGUUACCUCAGGACAGCGGACAGAGUUUGCUUGUGAUGAUAGUGGAAUUCUGUAUUUUCGCGGCAGAUUAUGUGUUCCUGAGUCACAUCCUGUUCAGGAGGACUUACUACGGGAAGCACAUCGAUCUAGGUUUGUGAUUCAUCCAGGAGGUACUCGCAUGUACAGGGAUCUGAAACGAUCAUACUGGUGGAAUGGUAUGAAGAAGGAUAUUGCGACAUUCGUGGCACAGUGUUUAGUUUGUCAGCAGAUUAAAGCAGAGCAUCAGAGACCAGCUGGUUACCACUCAACGAUUCAGAUGGCACCAUUCGAGGCAUUAUAUGGCAGAGCAUGUAGAUCUCCUACUUUAUGGGACGAGGUUGGAGAAUCGUCAGUCUUGGGACCCCAGCGUAUUCAGCGUGAUGCAGAGUUGGUUGGCACCAUCAGACGCAGAAUGACAGAAGCUCAGGAUCGACAGAAAAGCUAUGCAGAUCGGAGACGGAGACCUUUGGAAUUCUUUGUGGGUGAUCAUGUGUUCCUGCGAGUGUCUCCUACCAAGGGAGUUAAGAGAUUUGGAUUGAAAGGGAAGUUAGCUCCUCGUUACAUCGGACCCUUUCAGAUACUUGAGAGGAUCGGUGAGGUAGCAUAUCGACUGGCGCUGCCUCCUUCACUUGCCGGGGUGCAUGAUGUAUUUCACGUAUCUAUGUUGAGGAAGUAUGUACCACACCCUACGCAUAUUUUGACUGAUGUCUCGAUCACCCUUCAGCCAGAUGUAGCAUAUGAGGAGGCUCCAGUGCGGAUAUUGGAUCGUAAGGAACGCCAGCUGCGAAACAAGACAAUCCGAUUGGUCAAGGUUGGAUGGGAGCAUCAUUCCGAUGAUGAGGCAACCUGGGAGCUGGAGGAUGAGAUACGAGCGCGGUACCCACAGUUGUUUGAUGAAGGUAUGUAA